Messenger RNA from Selaginella moellendorffii, 1917 nucleotides. RefSeq names its product dnaJ protein ERDJ3A. The coding region runs from base 33 to 1664 and encodes 543 amino acids. The record is from RefSeq and is a predicted model, not a curated record. The transcript is spliced from 6 exons. Lineage: Eukaryota; Viridiplantae; Streptophyta; Lycopodiopsida; Selaginellales; Selaginellaceae.
AAUUCCAGAUUGUAGGGUUUCUGGCUGGAAGCAUGCUACGAUCGCCGAUCACGGUCGUUCUAGUUUCCGUGCUGCUGAUCUUCUCGAUUCCUGCGGAGAGCAAGGAUCUCUACAAGAUUCUCGGCGUGGACAAGAAUGCUGAUCAGCGCGCAAUCAAGAAGGCUUACCACAAGCUCUCGCUCCAAUAUCACCCGGACAAGAACAAGGCGAAGAACGCGCAAGACAAAUUCUCCGAGAUAAGCAAUGCUUACGAGAUUCUUAGUGACGAGAAGAAGCGCAAGGAGUAUGAUCUCUAUGGAGAGUCACCGCCGGGAGGAGGUUUUGGCGGCGGCGGCGGCGGCGGCGGUGGCUUCGGCGGUGGCGGUGGUGAUCCUUUCCAGAGAGAUUUUCAACAACAACAGCACCAGUAUGGCAAUGCUCAGCAUGAAUACCAGCAGCGCUAUACGUUCCACUCCGAUGGACCGAAUGGAUUCAGUUUUGACGGCUUUAACUUUGGUGGCUUUGGGAGCUACAUGGACGACAUGUUUGGGGGAUUUUUUAAGAACUCGAAUCCGGGCCCCGAGUUUGGAUCGCAGCUACAGCAGUUAAGUUCGGCAGAGUUCACGAGACAAGUCCUCAAUGACUCGGAAACCUGGCUGCUGCUCUUCGUUUCAUCAACAGCGCUCGACCAAAGAACUCGUAUCCUUGAAGAGUUUGCCAAGCACAUGAACGGGGUUAUCAAGGUAGGAAUCAUAAACUGCCAGAGUAACCAGCUCCUUUGCAAGCAACAGCGCGUUUCGGUACUCAAAGAGCCUAAACUUUACAUUUGUCCGUGGGUGCCAUCCAGGAAAAGAUCCUUGGUUGAGUACACGGGUGAUUGGAAAGUGAAGGCACUUGAGGCCUAUAGUGUGGAGUUCCUUCCCAGACUUUCGACAAGGAUAAUUGGGGAUGAGGAGGACAUUUUCGAGAAAGACGACAACCUUCCCAGAGCCGUGCUUUUGACGAAGAAAAAAGAGACCCCGGCAAUGUGGAGAGCCUUGAGCGGAAUCUUCCAUCAGCGCGUAGUAUUUUUCGAGAAAAAGGUACAGGAUAUAUCCGACACGCUGGCAAGAAAGUUCAAAGUGACAAAACUUCCGGCGGUGGUCGGUGUUCUGGCAAAUUCGGACGCAACCAUUCUAUCCCAAGGCCCGAACAUCAAACUAGAUGACUUGAAAGGGCUCCUCAAAGAUCUAGAGACCAAAAACAGACACGUUCGCAGGGAGAAACGCGAGACCAAGUCCAGUGACGGCCAUUCGAAGCUGACCAAGGAAAACUUCUCCAGAUUAUGCUCCGAAAGCGCACUUUGUGUCAUCGCGGUCACGAGAUCCAAAUCCGCAGAGGAGAAGGCGAAAAAGAUUCUGCUUGAGGUUUCUCGGAAGAACAUCCAGCCCGCUACUAGAUCUUCCUCGGUCGCUGUCUCGUACGUGUACGUGGACGGUGCUUCUCAGGCCAAAUUCGUGAAGGCAUUUGGAGACAAGAGGCUAGAGAAGCAAGAUCCGGCAUUGGUGGCUUUCAAGUUUCGAAAGAAGAGGUUUGCUACUCACACAGGCCCAUUCACGUCAGCUGCAAUCGAGAACUUUGUGAGCGAGGCUCUCAACGGCGAAGUGCAGUUCCAAAAUGUGAAGAAAGAGCCAUUGAUCUCCUGAGAAACUCGUCUUCUCGCGAAGAAUUGCACGCUAGCUUGUAAUCUCCUUUUUUCCUCUUCCAGGAUCGAUCAAGCACGCCGGUCAAGUAGAACGCAUCAAUCAACAGUCGAUUACAUAACGUGUACAAAGAAAAAUAUCCAAAAGUAGUGUACGGUAGAAGAAUAUGCAUUGAGAGGAUUAACUCCAGUUCCCAGAUUUUAAGCAAAAGUUUUUUUUCAAAGUUGACAUAAAUUCAAAGACGACGUGUUUUUCU